AAAAUUAAGGAUUAGGAAAAGAAAAACUCUAAAAGCACCCCAGGGGUACGCACUUGUCGCUCUCUCGCAAUUCCCUUCCCUCUCCGACACCGGAUACUGCGACGGCGAUGCGACUGCUCUGGGGGCACGACCAGGCGACGGCGCAACCCAGCUCAGAUCUGCAAUAGUUCCCACCUCCGGCGUUUGAUCACCUACGCAACGACACUGGGAUUUGCAACGACCUAACCUUUGGGUCGCUGGAUCUGCUACAGACACAGCGCGACGGCCCGAUCUACGGCGGGAAGUCAUUCCGGCGACGAUCGAGACUCACGGUAACUAACUCACUGCCUCAGUUCUCCUUCAGUUACGAUUCCGCAAGAUUCAAGUCUGCAGCGACGUUUUCAGGAAUUCGAACCAUUAGGAAUUGAAGCGCAUUAAGGACCAUAGUAGCAUGAAGCCAAUUUUUUGUGGAAACUUUGAGUUUGAUGCUCGACAGCCUGAUCUGGAAAGACUUUUUAGUCGAUAUGGAAAAGUUGAUAGAGUAGAUAUGAAAUCUGAAUUUUCUUUGGUGCAGGAUUUCCUUCGCAUAUUCAUAAUCUUCUUGGAUAAGGAUUGCUCUUCAGAAUUGAGUUUUCCGCCUGUGACAAGCCUCCUCUUCUUGUUUCCAAGAAGAUUCAUACCGAUCCUCAAUGGCACUACCACCUUACAUUUUCCUCAGAUACUUUGCUUCCCAUUCCUCAUGACUUUUGGCUGCCUACAAUUUCAUACGUUGUUUCAAGGUUGAAACAUUGUCAACCUUAGCUCUGAGGCUGCGGAAUAAUGGAGAAGGCACUUCCUAUUUGUAGACCUACCAUGAGACAUCCUGUUUUUCAUUGCUCCUUGACACCACUUAGUUCACAACACAAGGGUUUGCUUUUAUCUACAUGGACGAUGAGAGAGAGGGUGAGGAUGCUAUCCGUGCACUUGAUCGGAGAGAAUUUGGCCGAAAGGGCCGCAGGCUACGUGUUGAGUGGACCAAACAAGAGCGUGGCAUUAGAAGGCCUGGUGGAGGUGGAGGCGGAUCGAGGAGAUCCUCUACCAAUACAAGACCUUCAAAGACUUUAUUUGUUAUUAACUUUGAUCCAUAUCAUACUAGGACAAGAGAUUUGGAGAGGCACUUUGAUCCUUAUGGGAAGAUAUUGAAUGUAAGGAUUAGAAGGAAUUUUGCAUUUGUCCAGUAUGAACUGCAGGAGGAUGCCACUAGAGCAUUGGAGCUUACAAACAUGAGCAAAUUGAUGGAUCGAGUGAUUUCUGUGGAAUAUGCUGUUCGAGAUGACGAUGAGAAAAGAAAUGGAUAUAGUCCAGAUAGGAAUCAUGAUAAGUCUCCCAAUAGAAGACGGCGAUCCCCAAGUCCCUAUAGAAGAGAGCGAGGAAGUCCUGAUUAUGGCAAUGGUAUUAGCCGCAGUCCAUAUAGGAGACAAAGGGCUAGUCCUGCUUAUGGAAGUCGCCGAAGUCCAAGUCCUUAUCAGAGAGAGAGGGAGAGGGGUUCUCCUGAUUAUGGCCGUGGUCGUAGUCCCAAUCAUAGUCCUUAUAGGAGGGAGAGAGAGAUAUCAAGUGACCAUAUUAGGGCCCCUAGCCAUAGUCCUCCCCAUCAGAGGGAAAGACCAAAUGAUGACCGAGUCCCCAACCGAAGUCGCAGUCCUUAUGGGAGAGAGAGGGAGAGGGGCAGUCCUACUGGUGGGCGUGACACUGGCUAUGGUCCUCGUGAUAGAGAGAGGUCAAACCCGGACAAUGGUCAUGAUCAGCGGCAGAGUACAGAACUUGAACCCGGUGAGAGCCCCAGUUAUGGUGGCACUCAGAGCCCGAAGGAUCGAGGAUAUAACAGCAGCCGUUCACCUCAAGCAGAGGAAUGAUGAUCUAGAAAAUCGGAAGUGAUGUUGAUCUCAAUCCGCUUCAGACUAUGUUUAGUUGUAUAGUCAGUAUAAGUGGUAAACACAUGUAUUGUAAGGAUAAAGUUUGUGAUUUCUUUACAUUUGUGCUUUUUCAGUUUCUAGUGAUUAUAUGGAUAUGCUGUUAUAACCAGAUUUUAGUUGGCAAUCAAAAUACGUAGCACUCUGAUCCAUA
Messenger RNA from Benincasa hispida (wax gourd), 2082 nucleotides. Its product is annotated as serine/arginine-rich splicing factor RS41-like. The record is from RefSeq and is a predicted model, not a curated record. NCBI's taxonomy places the organism in Eukaryota, Viridiplantae, Streptophyta, Magnoliopsida, Cucurbitales, Cucurbitaceae. Gene Ontology annotation, molecular function: RNA binding.